GUAGCUAACAGUGAAACAUGCCUGAGAUAAACUUUUCAUACAGUCAAUGAGAUUAAUCUAUCUAAAAAUGUCUUGUAAUAUUUAGAUCUCAAUGCAAAGAGAAGAAACCUAAAUUUGAAUCAAUUAUAUUUUAAUCCAUGGGAAUUGUAAAGUGGACGGGGGGAGAAUAAAUUUGAUACAAAGUAAAGGUAAUAAGGAAACAGGCCCAUAAUAAUGCGGUGAGCAAAAGAGAGCUUUCUAUGAUGUAACACAUUAGGAUUACUCCCACAUCCAUCCUUCAGCAGCUGAACCAAUUUACUUUUGGCUCAGCUGUUUUAUACUUGAAACUAAUGUGAAGCUAGUUUAAUUGCUUGAUAUGCUGCUAUUCUGGGAAGCUUGCACAGAAGCAGUUUCUUCAUUUCUAGAAAUUCUUAUCUCCUGGAAGUUUGGUGGCAGACAUGCUAAAAAAUCUUUCAAGAGCAGAGCUGGGUUGGCUCUUCCAGCUCCCAGAAAUUGGCACAGACUGCCAGACAAAGUGAAAUAAGAAGGGGGGGGGCAGGCACUGUAAAACAUUUUACACCCUUUUAUAACCUAGGAUGCAGUUGAAAAAAGUGAAAAGCAUUUUUGUAUCCCAAUCUCCCAAGCUGCUGCACAAAAGAAACCAAAAAGGUAACCCUGCUGCAUCAUAAGAUUGUUGGCAAUAGCUAAUCAGUUUAAAACAGCUUUGGAGGGAUUGGGGACCAGAACUGAUGGCAGAACUGUAGAAAUAUUUUCUACAAAGCAUCCUCUAAAAAGGUAUUUAAUUCUUCCUUUACUGGUCUGAAAUGGCCCUUUAUAUCUUGGGAGGAAAGAUCAAAUAUUGAGAGCAGCUUCAGUUUUCCUUUUCUCCCUUUCACACCCGACGGAGGAUGGGAAACAAGAGAUUCUUUCUUGAGCUGCUUUGGAAGAGGGAUCUUGCGAGAGGCGACUCAUUCUCCAAGCUCCAAGAAAAAGAUUACGAGAAAUUUAUAGCUGCAGUUUCAACAUAAGUUUGGCAAUAAGUCUGGCUUCUUGCUGACUUCCAACUGAAACCGUACCCUCUCGCACGCCCCCAGCAGCGGACCUCGUGAAUUUCACUUCCCUUUGUGAAAGUGAAAAGUUGAAAACGUGAAAAGCACUCCUGUUUAUCCUGUGUCUGAGCAGAAAGAUGCGGAGAACUGCUCUCCGGGAUCUCAGGGCCCAUCCACACCAUCGGAGGAAAUCAUGGAUAUGCGGGCAAAGUGUGGUGAUGCUAUCUUUGCUCCAAAGCAGACCGACCGAGAGCAAAAGCGAGCGGAGGCGCUCGCUGUAACGGCGGGGUGGGUGCCUUUGCAGUCGUAGCGCAGCUUCACCCUCCUGAUAAGCAAAGCGACAACACGAACUGUAUUUGCGUAACUGGGUUACAGCCGCUCUGGCAACGGGAAUCUCGCAGGGCUCUUCUGAGUCCCUUCGCAUUUCCUUCGUCGCAUCUUAUCAGCCUCCGUGUUUUCCACCUUUUCUUUAGCCGCCCAACGAGAAGGGAGAGCUGCCGGCUUAGAGACUGGAGCUCAGCAGCACGCGCCUCCGCCUCCCUCCGCAGGCAACCUCCGCCCUACUUCGCCUAGGCGGGGGAUGCUACUUGGGCUCCUGAUUGCCCUUGACACCAAUCCUUCGCAGCGGGAGAAACAGCAGCCGCAAUAACAAAAGCAGUCAAGGACAGGUCGGGUGACCGCGAACUUUUUCCCGCUCCUCCUCCUCGACCUCCGGUUGAAGGCAGCUUCAGACCGGCUGCACAAAAGGCGUCUCAGCCUCCUGCCGCCUCCUCCUCCCCCCGCUGCGGAUCACGUCACGGGAAAUAAAUAAAUAAUCCCAUUCACCCAGUGACAGGGAGCAGGAACCGGCGCGGCGGCGGCAAGCUUAGAGCCAAGGGCCAACCCAGCCCAAGCUAGAGAAAGAGACAGACGAAGCCAGGCUUAUCAGCAUGUCAGGUUAUGUGGAACUUGUUCAGAUAUGCACCCUGACACAGUAAUGCUCAAUGUCAUCUAGUGUCUGCCAGUAUAUAUUUCUACAUAUUAAGCAUAGUGACAAGAAAAAAAAAGAAAUGCCACCUUCAACAACAGCAUCGCAAUAUGCUCCCCCUGAUGGAGGAUGGGGUUGGAUCGUGGUCUUUGGAGCUUUCAUCUCCAUUGGAUUUUCCUAUGCAUUCCCUAAAGCCAUCACAGUGUUCUUCAAAGAGAUACAAGAAAUCUUUGGCACAUCAUAUAGCGAGAUAGCGUGGAUCUCAUCAAUCAUGUUGGCUGUUAUGUAUGCAGGAGGCCCUAUAAGCAGUAUUUUGGUGAACAAAUAUGGCAGUAGGCCAAUCAUGAUUGCUGGGGGGAUACUGGCUUCAUUUGGAAUGAUUACCUCUUCGUUCUGCAACAGCGUCUUGCAACUUUACCUAUGUGUUGGUAUAAUUGGAGGUUUGGGUUUGGCUUUCAACUUGCAACCUGCCUUGACGAUAAUUGGCAAAUAUUUUUAUAAAAAGCGUCCCAUUGCUAAUGGACUGGCCAUGGCGGGAAGUCCUGUCUUUCUAAGUACUCUGGCACCCUUGAAUCAGUUUCUUUUUAAUGCUUUUGGUUGGAAAGGAAGUUUCCUCAUUCUGGGAGGACUUCUUUUAAAUUGCUGUGUGGCUGGGUCACUUAUGAGACCUGUUGGACCAAAACCUAUUCAGGUCAUCAAAAAAGAUGUGGAAAAAGCAACUGGAGAUUCCACUUUGCACAAGAAUGACAAGAAAUCAGUCUGGCAAACCAUCAACAAAUACUUAGAUUUAACCCUCUUCAAACACAGGGGCUUUUUGAUUUAUUUGUCUGGAAAUGUUAUCAUGUUUCUUGGCUUCUUUGCCCCAAUUGUGUUCUUAGCUCCUUAUGCCAAGCACAAAGGAAUUGAUGAAUAUUCGGCAGCUUUUUUACUCUCUAUCCUAGCUUUUGUAGAUAUGUUUGCCAGGCCAUCCAUGGGUUUAAUUGCAAACUCCAAAUACAUCCGGCCCAAAAUCCAGUACUUCUUUAGUUUUGCUGUUUUGUACAAUGGAGUCUGCCACAUCCUGUGCCCAUUGGCUGAAACCUAUCCAGGCCUGGUUGUGUAUGCUGUACUUUUUGGACUUGCAUUUGGAAUGGUUAGCAGUGUCCUUUUUGAGACAUUGAUGGAUCUUGUUGGUGCGCCAAGAUUCUCCAGUGCAGUAGGACUCGUCACAAUUGUGGAGUGCUGUCCUGUCCUUUUAGGCCCACCUAUGGGAGGUUUGCUUGUGGACAUAACCAAAGACUACAAAUAUAUGUAUUUUGUCUGUGGUAUAAUUGUUGUUGUUUCAAGCAUUUGGCUGUUCAUUGGAAAUGCAAUCAAUUAUAGACUUUUGGCAAAAGAGAAGAAAUUAGAAGAUGAAAGGCAGAACGCCUUAAAGGAUGCUGAUUCCAAGGAAGCGGAGCCUUUGACCCACAAAGAAAGUGAAGAAGUUCUCAACAGAUCCAGCAAAAUGCAAGACAGUCCUUCAGAAAGAGAAACAAACAUUUAACAUAAAUAUACAUAUUUAUAAUGUUCAAAGUACAUGCCAGAUGUUUUGUAGUAGUUAUAAUCAAUUACAAUACCAAAUGGCAAUAGGCAUUUAGAAAACCACAUGUAUUAUAAAACACAGUAAAUUGAAUCACUGUUCUGUCCCUUCUAAAGAGAGAGAAGGAUACAGAAAGAGUCUUCCCAGAACUGCAUUAAAAUGUUUUCCUCUUCAAUCACACUGCCC
Molecule: messenger RNA, 3742 nt
Organism: Crotalus tigris (Tiger rattlesnake)
Lineage: Eukaryota; Metazoa; Chordata; Lepidosauria; Squamata; Viperidae
Gene: SLC16A7
Product: solute carrier family 16 member 7
Exons: 6
Coding region: 2012-3520 (502 amino acids)
Biological process (GO): monocarboxylic acid transport; transmembrane transport
Cellular component (GO): membrane
Molecular function (GO): monocarboxylic acid transmembrane transporter activity
Source: RefSeq, a predicted model, not a curated record